Molecule: messenger RNA, 744 nt
Organism: Rhododendron vialii
Lineage: Eukaryota; Viridiplantae; Streptophyta; Magnoliopsida; Ericales; Ericaceae
Exons: 5
Coding region: 1-744 (247 amino acids)
Biological process (GO): telomere maintenance; DNA repair
Molecular function (GO): DNA helicase activity
Source: RefSeq, a predicted model, not a curated record
AUGGAGAAGAAAAUUCACAGGCACAAAUUGGAAAAGAGCUAUCAAAAGGAACACUUGCGCAACAUGCACGACGAGAUACUUGGUGGGGAUUUUUGUCAAAUUUUGCUAGUUGUACCCAAAGGAGUUCAUGAGGAAAUUGUUAAUGCAUCACUUAGGCGUUCUGAUCUGUGGGAUGAUAUAUGUGUCUUGACAUUAAAUUUGAACAUGCGAUUGAAUACAACAGAUCCUGCAAAUGCUGUUUUUGCAGAUUUUUUGAUGGAGGUUGGAACAAACCCUCGAGAAGUGGUGCAACUUCCAUCGACAAUAGGUAGAUGUCAAAAUCUAAAUGAAUUAUUGUCGAGAGGAAAUAGAUACACUUAUCUAGCUGCAGAUAAAAUGUCUGAGGAUGACGGAAUGGAUAGAAGCAUCAGUAACAGAUAUCCCAACGAGUAUCUUAACUCAUUAGAUCCUACUGGGCUACCGCCUUUUAAGCUAGAGUUGAAAAUGGGUUGUCCUAUAAUAUUGUUAAGAAAUAUUGCCCCAAAGGAUGGACUUUGUAAUGGCACAAGGAUGAUGGUUGUCAGAUGCGGCUCCCGUAUUAUUGAAGUUAAGAUUUUAACAGGCAAAAAAUUUGGCAAAUUGGCCUUCAUACCAAGAAUAUCUUUAUCACCAUCAUCUUCAAAUUUUCCUUUUCAUAUGACCAGCCGUCAAUUUCCAGUUCGCUUGGCAUAUGCUAUGACUAUUAACAAAUCACAAGGACAAUAA